CACUAGUUGGAUUAAGUUCAAGUGCAAUUUCCUCUGGUGAAGAUUGGGUAGAAGCAGCAGAAUUAAAAUCGCACGAGAGAAAUGCAGCUGUAAAAGCAAGAAAAAUGUCAAGUGCCCUUAAAAAUUAUGACUAGGAGAGUGUGUGGAAGGGCUAUGUCACCUAUAAAGAUUUGCAAUUCAGAGUCGCCAUGGAAGUGUUUGACGUGAAUAAACUGACCGAUUUUAUGAAGUCCGUUAUGCCUUUGUCAUUAGAAGUGGUAGGCAACAUCGAUAAAUCAGAAAUAGUUUGGAACUACUUGAAGAAAGUCAAAGAAACGAUCGACACAGAAGUUAUUUUUCUGCAAUGCACUCCUACGUCAUAUGCUGUCUGGAAUAUGUACCUGGCGUUCUGCAAAGCUUGCCAAGAUAUGGGCAUUGCCUUCUUAGGAGGUGUUUCAAGCCCUAUCAAGAAUUUGUAUCUCUUUCCCAUUUUGAAAGGCAGGCCCAUUCCAAAGGAAUUGGUAUCUUUAUCUUCCGGCAUCAAUUUGUUGGAGAACCGGGCUUCAAGUUUAUUAUUGGGAAUUUUGGUCAUGUGCAAGGGGCAACACAAAUUAUAUGAAAAUAGUCGGCCCCAAAAUGUGAUUCCAAUGGAUAAGAAAACUGGACCGUCUUCUUCGAACCAGCCGCUUAAUCGUGCAGUUGUUAACAUCCGUCAACAAGUCAAGCAGAAGUAGGACAUUCUUCGUGUUAAUCCAAUCAAAACCAAACCUGAUUCAUCUCAACAAGAAGCAACUCCACCCAAGGUUGCAAAAACAAGAAACUCCGAGUCUACUACCAGGGCGUUAGCAAGAUUUGCAUUGAAGGAGGCAAUGUGGGGUUGCUGUGAAAGGACAAAAGAUCUAGUGGCAGACGAAGCCAACGUAAAAAAAAUUGCUACUGAGAUAGAAGAGUCCCUCUUUGCCUUCCUAAACAAAGACUACGGUCCCAAGUACAAAAACAAAUAUAGGUCUUUUAUUAAAUAAAAUCUAUAGGAUCUCAGAUAAAUAUAAUCUACAAUUGCUACGCGAUGUCAUCACCAAGAAAAAUUUCACCAGGUGAGUUUCUUAUUAUCUCCAACUAUUUUUUCAUUUUAAAUUAUCGUUCAUUUGCUUUCAUUUAAAAGUCUUUAAUGCUGUCCUAACUGAACGAUUUAUCGAUUAGUCUAUCCCAUCCAGUCCAGCUCUGGCAGGGGUAUGGAGAGAGG
Messenger RNA from Daphnia pulicaria, 1222 nucleotides. Its product is annotated as death-inducer obliterator 1-like. Bases 189 to 713 code for a protein of 174 amino acids. The transcript is spliced from 3 exons. Lineage: Eukaryota; Metazoa; Arthropoda; Branchiopoda; Diplostraca; Daphniidae. The record is from RefSeq and is a predicted model, not a curated record.